AUGGGUUUGCUUUUUAGGCCCCCUAGUAAUCAAAACCAAGACCUUGAGAAGGGCAAUGCAAGGAAAUUGACCCACCGACCUGUUACUCCCGCACAAGUCAACAACUCCGAGAGGAGCAACUCCAAAGUCCCAAUCAACGGGAUCCCAGCAGCAACCAACAGCAACGCCUCUGCGGCCGCAGCCAACGCCGGUGAUCCUGCACAGCUGGCCCCACAACAUUGUGUUGUUCGCGAGCAGGACCAAUACAUGCCUAUCGCCAACGUGAUCCGCAUAAUGCGUCGUAUUUUGCCACCCCAUGCAAAAAUAUCUGACGACGCCAAGGAGACCAUCCAGGAGUGUGUGUCCGAGUACAUUGCCUUCAUCACUGGGGAGGCCAACGAGCGCUGCCAGCGCGAGCAGCGCAAGACCGUCACUGCCGAGGACAUCCUCUGGGCGAUGGGGAAGCUUGGCUUCGACAACUACGUCGAGCCCCUCACUCUUUUCCUCCAGAAGCACCGGGAGUCGGAGAACAGCGACAGGUCUACUCUGAGAGCUGAGUUUAUGAAGAGGGAUCGUGCAGUGGAUUUUGGACCUGCUGGGCCCCCGAUUGCACUGAUGCCUCCUCCUCCACCUUAUGGGCCUGGCUAUCCUUUUGGGGCCCAGCAUGGUCCUGGGAUGUUCGACCCAUCCAUGCUUGGGAUGUUUAGGGAUGGGUCGUCAUCUGGCUCGGGCGGAGGAGCCUCGGCGGCUUCAGGGGAUCAGGGCCAGAAUUCCUUGGGGGGGUUUGAUCCGUUUGCUCAGUUCAAGUGA
Messenger RNA from Prunus avium (sweet cherry), 789 nucleotides. NCBI's taxonomy places the organism in Eukaryota, Viridiplantae, Streptophyta, Magnoliopsida, Rosales, Rosaceae. The record is from RefSeq and is a predicted model, not a curated record.